UGACUACGUGAAAAAAAAGAAUGGAAGGAAAAGCCUUUGCGAUUGUAUUAAACAAGCAUAUAUAAUGGUGCUUGGUUUAGAUGUACAAAAUCAGGCCGCACUCCUUAAGGUCGUCAUUCUCGGCCUUAUUUCUUUUGUGGCCAUAGCCAGUAGAUUAUUUAGCAUUAUUCGUUUUGAGAGCGUAAUUCACGAGUUUGAUCCUUGGUUUAAUUACAGAGCAACGCGAUAUCUAGUUUCAACCUCUUUUUAUGAGUUUUGGAAUUGGUUCGACGAGCGUUCAUGGUAUCCAUUAGGUCGUGUUGUAGGGGGAACUGUUUUUCCAGGUUUGAUGGUAACUUCGGCUACCAUCUACAACAUUCUCCAUGCGCUUAAUUUUCCUGUAGAUAUUCGUAAUAUCUGUGUCUUGCUCGCUCCAGCAUUUUCAGCCUUUACUGCCAUAUCAGCAUAUCUUUUAACAGCUGAAAUAAAAGACUCCUCAGCUGGUCUUUUGGCCGCUGCUUUUAUUGGCGUAGCUCCGGGUUACAUUUCGCGAUCCGUUGCUGGUUCUUAUGACAAUGAAGGCAUAGCAAUAUUUUUGCUUAUGUUCACAUUUUAUCUAUGGAUUAAAGGGCUUAAGGAAGGAUCUGCUUUUUAUGGUGCUUUAACCGCGUUAUUUUAUUUUUAUAUGGUAGCUGCAUGGGGUGGUUAUGUUUUUAUAAUCAAUUUAAUUCCCCUUCAUGCAUUUGUGUUAAUAUUAAUGGGAAGAUUUUCAUCUAGACUAUAUGUAGCAUAUUCAUCUUUUUAUGUUCUUGGUACAUUAAUGUCAAUGCAAAUUCCAUUCGUUGGGUUCCAGCCCACUCGAACAAGUGAACAUAUGGCAGCUUUGGGUAUAUUUGGUAUAUUACAAAUAAUUGCUUUUGUGGAACUUGUAAGAACUCAUCUUGCUUCAAAGAUUUUAUUCAAAAGUUUUAUUGUUUUUUCAUUCGUUGCCAUGUUUUCUGCUUUGGUAUUAUUAACUCUGGGUGGAUACAUUGCACCAUGGACUGGCCGUUUUUAUUCUUUAUGGGAUACAGGAUAUGCAAAGAAAUACAUACCAAUUAUUGCAUCAGUUUCAGAACAUCAACCAACUGCAUGGCCUUCUUUCUUUUUUGAUUUGGAAAUGCUUAUUUUCCUUUUUCCUGUUGGAAUAUAUUUAUGUUUCCGCGAACUAAGAGACGAACACGUUUUUGUAAUUUUGUAUGGAAUUACUGCAUCAUACUUUGCUGGUGUUAUGGUUCGUUUGAUGUUAACAUUGACGCCGAUUGUAUGCGUAACAGCAGCUGUUGCUGUUUCACGUUUAUUGGAUUUAUAUCUUGACAUAAGUAAUUUGGAAACGGAUCGAUCAGUAGAUAGAUCAGAAUCAGAUAUCAAAGGAAAACAUAAAAAGCCUAAAGAAGGUGGAUCUCGUUCAUCACUCAACCAGUCUAAAUCAUUUGGAAUUAAGGGCUUUGAUACUCGUGCUAUAGUUCUUAUUAAUUUCUAUUUCUUUUUGGUCAUUUUUGUUUGGCACUGUACUUGGGUUACAUCUAAUGCAUAUUCGUCACCAUCAAUUGUUCUUGCAUCAAGUCAUCCUGAUGGAACACAAUUUAUUAUUGAUGAUUUUAGAGAAGCUUAUUAUUGGCUUAGAAAAAAUACCGAUUAUAACUCAAAAGUGAUGUCUUGGUGGGAUUAUGGAUAUCAAAUUGCUGGUAUGGCAGAUCGUACUACUUUAGUAGAUAAUAAUACUUGGAAUAAUACUCAUAUUGCUACAGUUGGAAAAGCUAUGGCUUCUUCUGAAGAAGUUGCUUAUCAAAUUAUGAGAAGACAUGACGUUAAUUACGUUUUAGUUAUUUUUGGUGGGCUAUUGGGCUAUUCAGGUGAUGAUAUUAAUAAAUUUCUUUGGAUGAUAAGGAUUGCCGAAGGUGUUUAUCCCGAUGAAGUAAUAGAAGCAAAUUUUUUUACUUCUCGUGGUGAAUAUAGAGUAGAUGAUGAAGCUACUCCAACAAUGCGUAACAGUAUAAUGUAUAAAAUGAGUUAUCAUAAUUAUAAUGAACUUUUUGGUGGACAAGGUCAGGAUCGCGUUAGAGGUGCUCGAUUACCUUCUGAAAAAAUUAAAUUAAGUACACUUGAAGAAGCUUACACGACUGAAAAUUGGAUUGUAAGAAUUUACAAAGUAAAGGAAUUAGAUAAUUUAGGACGUAGUUUGGAACAAGCGGCUGCAUUUGAUUCAGGUAAAAAAAGACGCCGAACGAAAACUAAAAAGAAGUCAACAAAAAAUGCAACAAAUGGAUAAUCUUUAAUUAAAAAUGGAGGUUUAAUUUUUUGAUUUGCUUAUUCAAAUUACUACAAUAUCUAUUGUACAGAUUU
Rhizophagus irregularis DAOM 181602=DAOM 197198 is the source of this 2364-nucleotide messenger RNA. RefSeq names its product oligosaccharyl transferase stt3 subunit. Gene Ontology annotation, cellular component: membrane. Gene Ontology annotation, molecular function: dolichyl-diphosphooligosaccharide-protein glycotransferase activity. The record is from RefSeq and is a predicted model, not a curated record. NCBI's taxonomy places the organism in Eukaryota, Fungi, Glomeromycota, Glomeromycetes, Glomerales, Glomeraceae. Gene Ontology annotation, biological process: post-translational protein modification.